Molecule: messenger RNA, 1689 nt
Organism: Lathyrus oleraceus (garden pea)
Lineage: Eukaryota; Viridiplantae; Streptophyta; Magnoliopsida; Fabales; Fabaceae
Exons: 4
Coding region: 591-1547 (318 amino acids)
Source: RefSeq, a predicted model, not a curated record
AUUAGUCACAAACAAAAAAAAAAAUCAUGAAAUUCAUUUGCGGCGUUCCUUUCCCUCUCUGCGCCGCAGUUGCGUCUUCCUUCCCAAAUCAUAACCUCCUCGCCGCGCCGCAGUUGCGUCUUCCUUCCCAAAUCAUAACCUCCUCGCCGCGCCGCAGUUGCGUCUUCCUUCCCAAAUCAUAACCUCCUCGCCGCGCCGCAGUUGCGUCUUCCUUCCCAAAUCAUAACCUCCUCGCCGCGCCGCAGUUGCGUCUUCCUUCCCAAAUCAUAACCUCCUCGCCGCGCCGCAGUUGCGUCUUCCUUCCCAAAUCAUAACCUCCUCGCCGCGCCGCAGUUGCGUCUUCCUUCCCAAAUCAUAACCUCCUCGCCGCGCCGCAGUUGCGUCUUCCUUCCCAAAUCAUAACCUCCUCGCCGCGCCGCAGUUGCGUCUUCCUUCCCAAAUCAUAACCUCCUCGCCGCGCCGCCGUUCCGCUCCAGAUUAUUUAUAGCAGCCAUCUCCUCUGUACUGUGUUCAUCUUCAUCAUUCAAGGGGGUAGCAAAAGAUUGAGGGCUAAGAAAAAACGGUUAGCGGAAGAUCACCUAUUUCUUCUAAUGGGAUGGAGACCAUUCUGUUACCAUAGUCUUUUUUCAUCUCUUAAAAGGGUUGCAAAACCACAUUGCCUACCACUCUCACAAAGGUCAAGACUAUAUUAUGUUUCAGGUCCAAUUGUACCGCGAAAUUGUUCUAGUAGUGAUUUUCUGCUGAGUUUUCAAGCAUUGAGAUCGUAUGCUCGUGGUGCACGGGAGCCCUAUGAUCUCUUUGGCGGCGGAAGACCGGGGGAUGACGACUUCAAGAAAACCUGGGCAAAGGAGAUGGAUGAAGACAACACUCUAUGGACAGGAAGCGAGGAUGAAAGCGAUGAAGACAAUGAUUCAAAGAGCCGUCUUCAUAAAGAUAUUAGAAAAGCAAGACAGGAAGCUAAGAAACAUGCGGACCUGGUUGAUGCUGAUGACAGUGACGAGUUAAGAAGUGUUUGGUCUGGUAGUGACGAGGAAAAGACGCUGUGGACCGGAGAUGAGAUGGACAGUGACGACGAUGUUCCUACAGAAGCUUACCCAAAUGAAAGAAGCGAUAAGCACAUAGAUAAGAUUUUUGAGUUUGAUGAAAUGCCGAAAUACAGAACCAUCUCUGAGCUUUUGAAAGCCGAACAAGAACCAGAGGAGUUGUCGCCGGGAAAGCAAGCUAGGAAGAUCGCAGUCGAGAAUGCUUUGAAGAAAUUAAAGAAAGGUCCAGAUGGGAGGUAUACUAAUACAUGGGAAGUUAUGAGUGAUUUAGAUAUUCUCAUUGGCGCAUUUGAAAACGUUGUUUCGGGACCUGAGUAUGAAGAGCUUAGACAAGGAGGGCCUAAACAGCUGAAUCUUCAAUUUUUUAAAGACAUACAAGCAAGAAUGAGAGAUCCGAAUUACAAAUUCUCGCCCGAGCUAAAAUUGAAACCUAAGAGUAAACUUGUUACUAGAAAGAAAUGGCAAAAGACAGAGUCUAGAAGGAGGAAAGCACAGAGGAGGUAGAGUAGUCUUAGACUUGUUGUCGCAAAAUGGAAUCAGAAGUUUGGGGCUUGUAAUGUUACUAAUAUCCUUUCUACUGUUUAUCCAACUUAGAGGUAUAAAAUUAUUAGAGAUGAAUCUAUUAAGCUAAUCUUCCUAUUAACUA